GGACUAGGACAUGAAGAGAGGAAUCAAGGUGAACGAGGUGACGUCAGUUCCUCAAUGAGGUGGGAGGAGCCAAAGAUUAAUACCUGAGAGGCGGAUUCAACAAGCAGCUAAAACUCGGGCUCAUCACAUACGAGCUUAGCUUCUUAUCUACCUGGACUGCCGACACCGUCAAAGCUUAAUUUUUCAGAGAUGUGUGGCAGGCCUUUUCACUUGGAGGAUGAUAGCCGCUGCAGGAAGCGAAAAAGAGUCGGCUCUGUUCAGCCUGGAUGCGCCCUUAUCAAGUGUGGCAAGGCUUUUUACUUGGAGGACAAUAGCCGCUGCAGGAAGAGGAAAAGAGUAUCCUCUUGUCAGGAAACCUCUGGAGCUGGCUGUAACAAGGUCCAGGAUUUCAUCCCAGAGGCCAAAGCUUCCAGUUGUCCUGACCUCCAUCAGGUCAUCACUGUAACACAACUUAGCACUGCUGCUCUGACACCUGCGCGGGCCCAAGGAUUCACUGAGCCAUCAACUACUUCUCCUGUCCAGGAUUUAUUCCCCACUCCUCAGGCCUCUCCCACUGAGCUGAGCCCCGGUGGUGUCCUGGAGCAGAGAGAGACACCUCUGUUGAUCCAUGGAUACACCGUAGAAGAGUAUCAGAAGAUCUACCACUCUGUAGUGGAUGAUAUGCUCAAAUAUAAAAAUGGGCGGCCCCGGCCAUAUACUGUUCAGCUUGGCCGUAUCAUAAAACAGCGCCUCUGGGAGAAACUUAACUGUCCACAGAUUAGUUUACAAGAGGGUGAUAAUGGACUACUGAUGGUCAGUGAAUUACAUGAGGACAAUGUUUAUCCUCCUCUUAUAGAAGUGGACAUCUCACAUGAACCGGAUCCCCGGGAGCCUUCUUGGGGAAGGAAAGCAAAACAUUGCUAAAUACAAACAUUCUGUAGAAAAAAAUCAAAUUGUAAAUAUUGAUCAAAAGACUCAAAAAGACUGAAAUCAGCUGUAAAUAUUAAACAGACACAGGCUUGACCUUGAUACAAGAAAAAACUCUGGCACAAAACUCAACUGCGACCUCUGACAUCGAGUUACAUCUCAUUCUCCACCUACAGCAGCAAACAUCCAUGCUCCAUAUUCUACCUCAUGCAUCCUGAACUUUAAGUGAACCCAGCCUUCCAUCAACAUCUUUCAGGAGCCACCCACAGCCUCAUUUUUUGCCGCUUCAAUCCAGCAGCCUCCGAAGCCUCUCAUCCGAAGCCUGACCCGAAACCUGCAGCUUCUCCCAGUGCACGAUUUCCACCUUUGUCUGCAGCCGCAGUUGAUUACAGCAGCUUUAUGCCACCAGCUCAGACUCAAGCCUUAAAUGGCAGCAUCCAGCGUGAACCCUGAUUCUUGCAGUCUUUUCCAGCAAUGAGAAAGUGUCUGCAGCAUCUAUACAUUGUGCAAUUUCACCUGUAGCCUUUAGAUCUGCCAACAUCCAGCAGCCAGAUGUUGCCUCUCCCUUAAUAUAAGGCUCUGAAAGCAAACAACAGCCUCCUCUAACCGUCAGCCUGCAUCCCACAUCCACUGAGUGUGAGAUAACUUUUAAAUGACGACAGCAUGUUUAAGGUUUUUCCUCAGCAUGAUGAAUAUGUAAUGUGUUUUCACUUUUUUUCUAAUAUGAUGAUUGGAUGUUUUUAACCAAACAUCAAGCUGCUGCCUGGGCUCCCCGCAUCACUGAGCAGAUUUGAAGUCUGGGGACCAGAAUUGCAGCUCAAGGAAGAAGACUACCCGCUGUGUAGCCCAGCAGACAUAUGUACAGUCUCUGGGGGGAAAAUCACUGCUCUGGGAAGCUGCAACCUGUAGUGAUAAUCAGCAUAAUCAUCUCCACUUUCUUGAGAUGUUUUUUGUUUGUUUUUUUAUGUGAAAAAUGUAUUUUGCAAAUAAAACAAUGCGAGUGAAAAA
Messenger RNA from Oreochromis niloticus (Nile tilapia), 1914 nucleotides. RefSeq lists its product as uncharacterized. The transcript has 5 exons. NCBI's taxonomy places the organism in Eukaryota, Metazoa, Chordata, Actinopteri, Cichliformes, Cichlidae. Bases 190 to 903 code for a protein of 237 amino acids. The record is from RefSeq and is a predicted model, not a curated record.